CCCGGGAAAGGUUCCAUUCCUGGGGGAUAGAGGGCUGAGUUUUGUUCUCUUGCCUCCAUUCUGCGAGACGCUAAAGGGGCCCCCUCGCAAUCGCAGCCUAUUCCUCCGCGCUCCUCAUUGCCCCGUUUGUUUGUCUUUUUGGAGCACAAGUCCUGGAUUCAGCGGUGUCCUGAAGAUUUUUUUUAUAAAGAACAUUUUUUUAUUUUUUUUUUUGCUGGUGUGUUUGGACUUUUUUUUUUUCCCUUCUGCUGUUCCUGAUGCAGUUGAGCUGCGAUGACUCCACACUGAGAUCUUCCACCGACACUAACAGCGGAAAGAUUAUUGAUUGUGCCUGAGUUUAGCGCUGCGCCUUCUGCCUGCGCCUCUCCCUCUCUCCAUGUAACCGCUGGCAGCCGCUGCGCUUCUCUCUAUCUGCUGCCAAUCCGGGACGCGUUGAAGAAAACAGGGGAACCAAAAAAAAAAAAGCGACACUUGAAAAAACUGGGCUUUUCUCCUAACUCCAACCUGGGGAGUCAAGUGAUCGAAUAAAAAGGUUUCCCAUCGCCAAGGAGGCAGAGACACACACACAUUACAAUUUAUUUAUUUUUUUAUCUCUCUUUCUGUGAUUGCCAUAAUUUUUUUUUUUAUUUUUGGUGUGUGCGUAAAUUUCCUCCAACUCGGAAACCGUUUGGCAGGAGCUGGUUUCGCCCAAAUUUGUUUUAAUGUUUGGGAUUCAGGAAAAUAUACCAAGAGGUGGGACGACCAUGAAAGAAGAACCGCUGGGAGGUGGGAUGAAUCCAGUCCGGUCAUGGAUGCAUACAGCAGGGGUAGUGGAUGCUAACACAGCAGCCCAAAGCGGCUUGGGGCUGGCUCGGGCACAUUUCGAGAAGCAGCCGCCUUCCAAUCUCAGGAAAUCCAAUUUUUUCCACUUCGUCCUAGCCCUGUACGACAGACAGGGGCAGCCGGUGGAGAUUGAGAGGACAACUUAUGUGGACUUUGUGGAGAAGGACAAAGAACCAAACAGCGAGAAAACGAACAAUGGGAUUCACUACAAACUGCAAUUAUUGUACAGCAAUGGAGUCAGGACAGAACAAGAUUUGUACGUACGGUUAAUAGAUUCAAUGACCAAACAGGCAAUUAUCUACGAAGGACAAGACAAAAAUCCCGAAAUGUGCAGAGUUCUCUUGACACACGAAAUUAUGUGCAGUCGGUGCUGCGACAAGAAAAGUUGUGGCAACAGAAACGAGACCCCCUCAGACCCUGUUAUCAUUGACAGAUUCUUCCUGAAGUUUUUCCUGAAAUGCAAUCAGAACUGCCUGAAAAAUGCAGGGAAUCCGAGGGAUAUGCGAAGAUUCCAGGUUGUUGUAUCAACAACAGUCAAUGUGGAUGGCCAUGUCCUGGCUGUCUCAGACAACAUGUUUGUACACAACAAUUCCAAACAUGGGAGGCGGGCGCGCCGUCUAGACCCCUCAGAAGGUACGGCCCCUUCUUAUCUGGAAAAUGCAGCUACCCCCUGCAUAAAAGCGAUCAGCCCUAGUGAAGGAUGGACAACUGGAGGAGCUACGGUGAUCAUUAUAGGCGAUAACUUCUUUGAUGGCUUACAAGUGGUUUUUGGAACCAUGUUGGUGUGGAGUGAGCUGAUAACACCCCAUGCCAUCAGAGUUCAGACCCCACCAAGGCACAUUCCUGGCGUUGUUGAAGUAACUCUUUCCUACAAGUCGAAGCAGUUCUGUAAAGGCGCGCCUGGCCGAUUUGUCUAUACCGCUCUGAAUGAACCAACCAUAGACUAUGGAUUUCAAAGAUUACAAAAAGUCAUUCCAAGGCAUCCAGGGGACCCAGAACGGUUACCAAAGGAAGUACUAUUGAAGCGAGCGGCAGACCUCGUCGAAGCCCUCUAUGGAAUGCCACACAACAACCAGGAAAUAAUCCUAAAACGAGCAGCUGACAUUGCUGAAGCAUUAUACAGUGUGCCACGCAAUCACAACCAGAUCCCUUCACUUGCCAACACUCCAUCUCACAGCGGGAUGAUGGGAGUAAACUCUUUCAGCAGCCAGCUAGCAGUUAAUGUUUCAGAGACCUCUCAAGCUAAUGACCAAGUAGGUUACAGUCGCAACACAAGCAGUGUUUCUCCACGAGGAUACGUCCCCAGCAGCACUCCACAACAAUCUAAUUACAGCACAGUUAGCAAUAGCAUGAAUGGCUAUGGAAAUGCUGGCAUGCCCAACUUAGGAGUUCCUGGAUCACCCGGAUUCCUUAACGGCUCUUCGGCUAACUCUCCUUAUGGCAUAGUGCCGUCAAGCCCUACCAUGGCAGCCUCUUCCGUCACCCUCCCUUCAAACUGUAGCAGUACACACGGCAUUUUCUCAUUCUCACCUGCCAAUGUCAUCUCUGCAGUAAAACAAAAGAGCGCCUUUGCUCCCGUUGUCAGGCCCCAAGCUUCCCCUCCACCAUCUUGCACCAGUGCAAAUGGAAAUGGACUUCAAGAAUCUGGAGAGGAAGAUGGUUGGGGAGGGUAUACUGCAUGCAAGGGAGGUGGCAUCUCCUUCUAUUUUCCAUUUGGAGUUUGCUUUGAGAAUGGCACAAAACACCAGAGGCUUCAUGAUACAAAAUCUAUGUCCGGUCUUGUAGUUCCACCAAUGUAAAGUCACUUUUGUCUACUUGCUUGUAGCAUCAAGCUUCAGAAGAAAGCUUCAGGGGACACAUUUAGUCUAUUAAAGGAUCACUGAAGGAAUACGGUAUCUUCAGAGGAAAAAAUCAUCGAGACAUUAAAUGCUACAAACAGUUUGUUUAAAGAUUUUAUUUGAACUAUAAGAAACCAACAUGCAAAUGAGCGACUUCUUCAUGAACAAUUCCAUUUCCUCAACCUGAACUUUUCUCAUAUUUUCACAUUUCUCAAUCCUGAAGAUCAUGGGGAAAAGCAACGCCUAUUUUGUAUAAAGUUUCUGAUUACGUCUUGGCUAUGUCUAGUACUUGCUAUGUGUUGGGAGAACUCUGUGGAUGCACCAUUUUGAACAUCACGAAACACUGAUGAAAAAUGCCUCAGAACGUUUUUCUGUACUCAUAAUUAGACUCACAAUGGUUGUGUAUCUCUAUAAUGUGAAAUAUUUUUUUUUUUUUUUUUGGUGAAAAAGGGGGCCAAGGAGGUAUGAGCCAUCAAACUGGAAAAAAAGUAUAUGAAUCAUUUAAAUCUGGGUAACUGGGGUGGGCCAAGGGAUUAUCAUUGCUUAACUUCAUCUUAAUGAACUUUGUAACUUAUUGUAGUUAGAAAUUGUAACUUUGAUAUUGAAUUCUCUUGCCUUCAACAAGCACACUGACAGAAAAAAAAUGCUACUGUCUGUUGGUUCAAAUAUACGUCCACUGCUAGAGCUUCCUGUUUAAGCAAGUGAUAUCUGCAACAUUUUUUCAACUUAUUGCUAGCACUGUAUACUAUUGCAUUCUUAGGCUACUGUGAAGUCUAUGUUUCUUGUACCAGAAAAUUGUCCUUUUAACUUCUAGAUCCUUAUUCCCUAAUGUGUUUUGUAUGUGGUUAUAAAAUUGUAGACUUUUGUGAUUUUGCCAAAGUUGUAGCUAAAUAUUUAUACACUUGUCUUGAAUUUUUUUCAGCUCCACUUAAUAUUACAAAGGCAGAUUUUAUUCCUUAUGCUUAUUUGGUAAGGAAUAAAAUGGUCUUUUCCAUUGAGACACUUUCUUUCACAUGAACACUUGCAGUCACUAAGGGAAUUUAUUUUGUAACAUAUCAAUUAUAAAUAUUGUAUUUAUCUUUUAAAUUUUGUAUAUUGCUUUCCAUCAUUUUAUUUUAUUAUUUUUUUAAUGUUGUUGUUG
Xenopus laevis (African clawed frog) is the source of this 3801-nucleotide messenger RNA. It is a transcript of the gene ebf3.S, whose product is annotated as EBF transcription factor 3 S homeolog. Gene Ontology annotation, biological process: regulation of DNA-templated transcription. Lineage: Eukaryota; Metazoa; Chordata; Amphibia; Anura; Pipidae. The transcript is spliced from 17 exons. Gene Ontology annotation, cellular component: nucleus. The record is from RefSeq and is a predicted model, not a curated record. Bases 702 to 2621 code for a protein of 639 amino acids. Gene Ontology annotation, molecular function: DNA-binding transcription factor activity; DNA binding.